Molecule: messenger RNA, 937 nt
Organism: Ipomoea nil (Japanese morning glory)
Lineage: Eukaryota; Viridiplantae; Streptophyta; Magnoliopsida; Solanales; Convolvulaceae
Product: acid phosphatase 1-like
Exons: 4
Coding region: 12-833 (273 amino acids)
Molecular function (GO): acid phosphatase activity
Source: RefSeq, a predicted model, not a curated record
GUCCACCGAGAAUGAAGGUCAUCUGUUCUCACAAGAAGUUAAACUUGAAAUUUAAGGUUUCAGUCGCGAUCGCCGCCGAUGCAUAUUAUCCCUUAGCUUACAACGACCACCUCCUCCGCCACCGCACCAGGGCCGCCGGCGGGCACCGCACCAGGGGGGGCAGCCGCCACAUCCCCUACCUGAACUGCCUGAGCUGGCGGCUGGGAGUGGAGGCCAACAACAUACGCGACUGGGCCAGGGUGCCCCGCUUAUGCGAAGGCUACAUCGGCCACUAUAUGCUGGGGCGGCAGUACCGCGACGACUGCACCGCCGUGGCCGCCUCCGCCAUACGGUACGCGACCGCCGUGGAACUUGUGCACGACGGCAAGGACGUUUGGGUGUUUGAUAUCGACGAGACCGCUCUCUCCAAUCUCCCUUACUACGCCCGAGUAGAAGUUGGAUUCGGAAUACGACGAUGCAACGCGACGAAAUUUGAAGAGUGGAUCAGAGACGGAAAAGCGCCGGCGAUGCAGGAAACUCUCCGGCUGUAUAACAGUGUACUCGCUCUGGGGAUGAAGCCUGUGUUCAUUUCAGAAACCAAAGAACAAUUCCGAUCAGCCAGGAUUUCCAAUCUGCGUAAAGCUGGUUUUAGAGCCUGGGAGAUGCUCAUCCUAAGGGGAGCAAACGACACGGAGCGGCCGAUGAUGGAUUACAAGUCGGAGAAGAGGACGGAGUUGGUGGCGCGAGGGUACAGAAUCGUCGGAAACGUUGGAGAUCAAUGGAGUGAUUUGCUUGGGGAAAACGUUGGAUUGCGUACUUUCAAGAUGCCGGAUCCCAUGUACUACGUUAGUUGAAUCAUAUGAGGCUAUGAGGGUUAACCUUUUUUAGAAAAUGAAUUUAGAGUUAGUGACCAUCCAAAAUUGUCUAUUCAACUGAAAUUAUUAAUUUCCUUCUCGAA